CGAGUUCUGGCGGGAGCAGCGCGGUGUCCCCAAAUCCUGGCGGGACAUCCAGGGUGUCCCCGAGUUCUGGCGGGAGCAGCGCGGUGUCCUCAAAUCCUGGCGGGACAUCCAGGGUGUCCCCGAGUUCUGGCGGGAGCAGCGCGGUGUCCCCGAGUUCUGGCGGGACAUGCGGAGUGUCCCCGAGUUCUGGCGGGAGCAGCGCGGUGUCCCCAAAUCCUGUCACAACAUCCAGAGUGUCCCCAAAUCCUGUCACAACAUCCAGAGUGUCCCCGAGUUCUGGCGGGAUAUGCGGAGUGUCCCCAAAUUCUGUCACGACAUCCAGAGUGUCCCCGAGUUCUGGCGGGACAUCCCCAAUGUCCCCAAAUCCUGUCACAACAUCCAGGGUGUCCCCGAGUUCUGGCGGGACAUCCAGGGUGUCCCCAAAUUCUGUCACGACAUCCAGAGUGUCCCCGAGUUCUGGCGGGACAUCCAGAGUGUCCCCGAGUUCUGGCGGGACAUCCCCAAUAUCCCCAAAUCCUGGCGGGAUAUCCAGAGUGUCCCCAAAUCCUGUCACGACAUCCAGAGUGUCCCCAAAUCCUGUCACGACAUUCCCAAUAUCGCCAAAUCCUGUCGCGACCCCCUCGGUGUCCCCAAAUCCUGGCGGGACCCGCCCCGAGCGCUGCACGCUGCUCUAGGGGCGCGACCCCGAAUCCGCCGGAUUUUCACCCAAAAACGGGCAAAAAGUGGCGAAGUUUUGUACCAAAAACGGGCAAAAAAUGUUCAAGUUUUGUACUAAAAAUGAGCGGUAAAUGUUCGAUUUUUGUACCAAAAAUGAGCGGUGAAUGUUCGAUUUUUGUACCAAAAAUGAGCGAUGAAUUUUCGAUUUUUGUACCAAAAAUGAGCGGUAAAUGUUCGAUUUUUGUACCAAAAAUGAGCGGUGAAUGUUCGAUUUUUGUACCAAAAAUGAGCGAUGAAUGUUCAAUUUUUGUACCAAAAAUGAGUGAUGAAUGUUCAAUUUUGUACCAAAAA
Molecule: messenger RNA, 1008 nt
Organism: Lonchura striata (white-rumped munia)
Lineage: Eukaryota; Metazoa; Chordata; Aves; Passeriformes; Estrildidae
Source: RefSeq, a predicted model, not a curated record